Molecule: messenger RNA, 1471 nt
Organism: Physella acuta
Lineage: Eukaryota; Metazoa; Mollusca; Gastropoda; Physidae
Source: RefSeq, a predicted model, not a curated record
GAGACUAUUUGACAAACAAACCAGCUAUGAGAACGUACUCAGCUGAGUUGAUGUUAUUGCAAUAGUUUAAAAUGUCUGCUUUGUAUUUUAUUGCUGUGUUAGCCGUCAACUUAUUUCUGUCGUUUGGCCUUAAAGUGGAUAUGACCAGAGAACACUUUUACCAUGGGAAAAGUUUAUUUUGUGCACAACUCCAGUGUACAGAAAACAUAACAGAAGACACUCAAAUGUCAGCUCUUGUCAACAUGUCAGUCUAUAGGAUCAGUGAAUCUGAAGGGAAGAUUUUGUUGGCGUCUAUUUCAGGGUCUGAUUCAAAGGUUCGCGAUUAUAAAAUAUCUGGGAUAUUAUCUGACGGCAAACUAUCCAAACAUCACGGAGAACUGGUCUUGUCUUUCUCCAAUACUUCAGCCUGUAAUUUACACCAGUAUAAAUGUCAAGUAUAUUUUACCAAUAAGACAGGAGACAUUGGAGUUCUAGAGAAUAGAACAACGUCUUAUGAAAGAGAGAAAAUAAAGAAAUCUGUUUUGUUGAUGAAUUUGAAAGCUCAAACUUUGAACUACGUGAAAACUGUGGACACGAUGGCCGACUUUCUGAAAUCGUUUGAAGAUCCAGAAAAACUAAAAGGCGCAGACGUGUCAAUGUCCUUACAGAUGUCACAUUCUGGUAGAGAUUGGUACAGUGACGACACGGCUCAGAUUCCAUCAUCUACAGAGUUAAACAACAGUAACAGACACAUCAGCUCUACUAAUGCUAUAGAAUUGCUUGAUGCUAAGAUAAAUAACAUCACAGAACACAUGCAAACAGUGAAUAACAAACUUAGAGCAAUAGACGUGGUUGAUGCUAAGAUAAAUAACAUCACAAAACACAUGCAAACAGUGAAUGCCAAAAUUAGAGCUAUAGACGUGGUUGAUGCUAAGAUAAAUAACAUCACAGAACAAAUGCAAACAGUGAAUAACAAACUCAGAGCAAUAGACGUAAACCUCAACGAGACCAUCACAGGGAACAACCAAACAAACCUUAUGAUAGAAGUUUUAAACACAACUGUACAAGAGAUGAAAAACGACUACAACGUCAUUCCUGUGUUGUAACGGAUUUCACUUCAGUGUAAAAAGAACGACAAAACUGAUGUACCAGAACGAACGACCGUCAGACUUGGUCAAGACAAAUUGGCUUUGUGCGACACAAAAACUGACGGUGGAGGUUGGAUCAUUAUUCAGAGACGUGUUUUGGGUGACGUGAAUUUUACCAGAGAUUGGAACGACUAUAAACACGGAUUUGGUUCAAUGAUUGGAGAUUUCUGGCUUGGGAAUGAUUGGAUCUCUAACCUGACUUUGAUGGGAUACAAUGAACUGAGAAUCGACAUGACUCGAAAAGGUAAAAAGUACUACGCCCAUUACGAUUAUUUCAAGGUAGACAACGAAGCAGCAUCGUAUACGUUAUACAUGUCGUCAUUCAGUGGAAACGUUAAAGACUA